AUGAAGAUGAUGAUAAAUGGUCGACAACGUUUAUUUAAAUGUUUUUUACAACAUCGAUGCAUUGUUACAAUGCCAAACUAUAAAGUAAAUGAGUCUUCAAAUGAACAAUCUUCUAAUAUGGAUGAUGUACCACUUGAAUUGAGACCAGCACAAAAUCCAUUGAAACAUUUAUUUACACAUGAAGUACACAAUCAAGUACCACCUUUGGAAAAAGUCGAUUUAUAUGAACAAGAUGCAGCAUUACGUACAUAUCUAACAAAUGACAAUUGUGGAGAAGUGCGAAAAUUUGGGGCUGAAUUAGGCACAUAUAAGUGGUUUGAACAAGGACGUGUGGCAAAUCAAUAUACACCUGUAUUACGAACACACGAUCGUUAUGGUCAUCGAAUUGAUGAAGUAGAUUUUCAUCCAUCCUAUCAUCAACUUAUGGAAAUAGGAAUGAAAUAUGGUAUUCAUUCGGUAGCUUGGGAAUCUAAAAAUGAUAAGUUUAAUCCUCAUGGACAUUUACAACAUGCAGCUUCGCUUUAUUUAUUAACUCAAAUUGAAGCGGGUGUGUUAUGUCCACUAUCAAUGACAUAUGCAGGAUUUCCUGUACUUCAUCGAUAUCUUCAUUGUUCUAGUAAAAGUUUAAAUGAAAGUUUUCCAUUAGAUAAACUUUUAACGAGAAAAUAUGAUCAACGUUGUGUGCCAGCGCAUACAAAACAAGGUCUUACAUUAGGAAUGGCUAUGACGGAGAAGCAGGGUGGAAGCGACGUUCGAGCAAAUACAACACGUGCCUAUUGUGAUAACAGUGCUGACAAACGUUAUGUGUUAGUUGGUCACAAAUGGUUUUGUUCAGCUCCAAUGUCAGACGGAUUUCUUGUUCUUGCUCACAUCCAAGAAGAUGGCCAAAAAUCAUCUGGAAUUCCAUCAUGUUUCUUUGUACCAAGAUGGUUGCCAAACAAUGAACGUAAUCCAUUUUAUAUUCAACGUUUAAAAGAUAAAUUAGGAAAUCGUUCAAAUGCCUCAAGUGAAAUUGAAUUUAAUGGAACAUAUGGGUGGUUAUUAGGUAAAGAACAUGAUGGUGUCAAAGCUAUUAUUGAAAUGGUUCAUCAUACUCGUUUGGAUGCUGCAACGGGAAGUGCAGCACUCAUGCGACAAGGUUUAAUGCAAGCAACGUGGCAUGCAAAAUAUCGAAAAGCAUUUGGCAAAAAAUUAAUUGAACACCCAUUGAUGAAAAGUGUUCUCGUUGAUUUAUUAUUAGAAAGUGAAGCUGCCACAUCAUUAGUAAUGUAUUUGGCAUCAGCCUAUGAUGCAACGUACAAUAAUACACAAACGAAUAAUGUAGCUGAAACAAAAGCAUUCACACGCAUUGCAACAGCCAUCGCCAAAUUUUGGAUUUGUAAACGAACACCGGAAACGACAUAUGAAGCAUUAGAAUGUUUGGGAGGCGCUGGAUUUGUUGAAGAAUCAAUGAUGCCGAGAUUAUACAGAGAAGCACCAUUGAAUAGUAUAUGGGAAGGCAGUGGUAAUGUUAUUUGUCUGGAUAUAAUUCGUGCGAUGAAAAAAUCACCGGAAACGUUACAAUCUUUUUUGACAUUUGUCAGUGAAGCAAAAGGUGUCAAUAAAUAUCUUGAUCGUGCAUUAGAACAACUUGAGAAAAAAUUAUCAGUAAAUGAUAAUAUUGAACAAAAUGCACGAACAGUAGCCACGAAUUUAGCUUUAUGUUUACAAGCAUCACUUCUUGUACGAAAUUCACCAAAUGCUGUUAGUGAUGCAUUUUGCUCAUCAAGACUGGGACCUGAUCGAGGCAUGAUAUUUGGCGGCUUGCCUACAGAUGUGGAUAUUGAUACUGUCAUGAAAAGAUUACCAUUCUAA
Molecule: messenger RNA, 1854 nt
Organism: Didymodactylos carnosus
Lineage: Eukaryota; Metazoa; Rotifera; Eurotatoria; Philodinida; Philodinidae
Source: the annotation of a GenBank genome assembly